Messenger RNA from Oryzias melastigma (Indian medaka), 1369 nucleotides. RefSeq names its product isopentenyl-diphosphate delta isomerase 1 (gene idi1). Gene Ontology annotation, biological process: isoprenoid biosynthetic process; isopentenyl diphosphate biosynthetic process. The transcript is spliced from 8 exons. Lineage: Eukaryota; Metazoa; Chordata; Actinopteri; Beloniformes; Adrianichthyidae. Gene Ontology annotation, cellular component: cytoplasm. The coding region runs from base 228 to 1076 and encodes 282 amino acids. Gene Ontology annotation, molecular function: isopentenyl-diphosphate delta-isomerase activity. The record is from RefSeq and is a predicted model, not a curated record.
GAGAGGCUUUGCUCUCAGGAGCUAGGAGGUGAAGCUCGGUUGCGGUCCUCAUGAGCUGAGUUAUCGCCGUAAACCUGUUGCCUGUUUGAAAGCAGACGUGCUAUCUGGCUGAUAGAAGAGGUUACCAACCCAUCUGCAGACACAAGUGGCUCAAACCAGUGAGAAAAAAACGAUAGAAGACAGGAAGUAGUCUUGGAAGUGACCCAAAACUGCAAAUACUUUAUGCCAUGGCCCCAGCGGUGUGGGCGGUGCUACGGAGUGUGACCCGGCAGGGAGCCGCUGUGCUAAAAUCAAACGGCUUCGACGGAGCUGCGCUGUUGAGGAGCAGGUGUGUCAACACCUUCACCAGAGAUACAUUCAGUCAGGUGCGACACCUGGGGUCAGCCUCCACCAUGCCUGAGAUAAACACAGACCACCUGGACGAGAAGCAGGUGCAGCUACUGUCAGAGAUGUGUAUCCUCAUCGACGAGAACGACCAGAAGAUCGGCGCUGACACCAAGAAGAACUGCCACCUCAACUCCAACAUCGAUAAAGGGUUACUGCACAGAGCUUUCAGCGUCUUCCUUUUCAACAGUGAAGAGAAGCUGCUCCUCCAGCAGAGAUCUGACGCCAAAAUCACCUUUCCAGGAUGUUUCACAAACACCUGCUGCAGUCAUCCUCUGCACACAGACAGCGAGCUGGAGGAGAAGGAUGCUCUGGGGGUGAGGAGAGCUGCUCAGAGGAGACUGGGAGCUGAGCUGGGUAUCCCUCUGGAGCAGGUAACUCCAGAAGAAAUGACAUAUCUAACAAGAAUUCACUACAAGGCCCAAUCAGAUGGUGUCUGGGGAGAACAUGAGAUAGACUACAUACUCUUUGUACAGAAGGAUGUUGAUUUGAGUCCAGAUCCCAAUGAGAUCAAGAGUCACUGCUAUGUAAGCAAAGAAGAGCUGAAAGCCAUGCUGGAGAAGGCCAAGCGCAAGGAGCUGGAGGUCACACCGUGGUUUAGCCUCAUCGCUGACACUUUCCUCUUCAAGUGGUGGGACAACAUGCACAACCUGAAGCAGUUCAUGGAUCACAACAACAUCCAUCGCAUGUAACCACAUCCAGACGAUGGUGGUUAUGUAGGGAAGCAGGGAAUGUUGUUGGACAUUGAGUCAUCUAGUUAGUGUUGAUUCACAAGACUAGAAAUGUUCAGGAAAUAACAGCUUCUUUCAGAGAAUAGCUUAUUUUUAUAUUUAAAAGACUCAGUACCUGAUUGCAGGUCAGUACACAGAGCUGAUGAUGCCCUAUAUACAAUGUUGACAUUAUUUUUUGUUGUCUUUGUACCUUCUGUAUAAUAAAGGAUUUGAUUGUGAACACUAAAAAAAAUAAAAUCAACAUAUUUGCUUGA